This is a messenger RNA of Octopus sinensis (East Asian common octopus), 1260 nucleotides long. Its product is annotated as tigger transposable element-derived protein 6-like. The record is from RefSeq and is a predicted model, not a curated record. The transcript has 4 exons. Lineage: Eukaryota; Metazoa; Mollusca; Cephalopoda; Octopoda; Octopodidae. Gene Ontology annotation, cellular component: nucleus. The coding region runs from base 1 to 1260 and encodes 419 amino acids. Gene Ontology annotation, molecular function: DNA binding.
AUGACAAAUCAAAUGCAGGCAUCAAAUGGAUGGCUAGACCGGUUCAAGAAAAGACACGAGUUGCUAUUUAAAACUAUAAGUGGAGAAAAGAAUUCAUCUGACCUUUCUACGGUUUCCAAUUUUUUUGCUGAUUAUGACAACUGUUUGGAAACUGUAGGAAGUGAAAAUAUUUUUAACUGUGAUGAAACAGCUUUAUACAUAAAGCGAACGCCGUCGAAAUCUUUUGUUCAAUUUAAUGACAAAUGCAAUGGAAUUAAAAUGAGCAAAGAGAAAGUUACCCUUCUCCUUUGUUGUAAUGCACUUGGUGAAAAGUUAAAACCUCUAUUAAUUGGAAAAUUCAAAUCUCCUAGGUGUUUAAAAAAUUUUAACGCUGAGGAUCACGGAGUACUAUAUGCUGCAUCAAAAAAUUCGUGGAUGACUAGUGAUAUUUUUGGGAAAUGGUUAUGGAAAGUAAAUCAAGAUAUGAUCAAUGAAAAGAGAAAAAUUGUCUUAAUACUGGAUAAUGCGAGCUGUCACAGAAAUACAGAAUAUUCCAAUGUUUAUUUACUUUUUCUUCCCAAAAAUACGACCGCUUUAAUUCAACCCCUAGAUAUGGGAAUAAUAAAAUCCUUCAAGUCCCUCUAUUUCAAUAAACUGAUUGAUUUUACUCUUAUAUUUGAAAAAGAACAGCUUUCUGAUUUGAAUUUGAAUAAUGUCAAUCUUAGACAAGUCAUUACAGUUGUCGGGGAGGCAUGGAAAAUGAUGUCAGAGACAACGAUAAUUAAUUGCUGGCAGAAAAUAAAUGAAAACAGAUCAAAAAUUUCGGAUAAUGUACAGUUGGACGAAGAAUUAAUAGAUGACGUGAUUUCAGAUGUUAUUUCAAUGGAUUCGACAGAUAUUAUUGAGGACAAAAUUACUUAUGAUGGAUAUGAAUCUAAAAAAUCAUCAAUUAAAGAAAUCAUAAACAUCGUGAAUUCUCUAGAAGAUAAUAUUUUCAGUACAUGUCCACAAUUUUUGAAAAUCUACUACGAAUUUAGAAAAAACCUAUCAGGAGAACUGAAAAAAACCAAUUCGAUCCUCAAUAUCCUAAUAAACCACUUUGUCUUUAAUGUUGUACGAUCUUUUCGAAUGAGCGAUUCCCAAUGGUUACCUCGUGCUGAGCUCAUAUUCAAAAACCGUAAGAAUCACACUAUUGGAGAAAAAUUGAUAUUACCCGCCUGCAAAAUUAUUGUUAGUAUAAUUCUUGAAGAGGAAGCAACCAAACAGAUUGAAACAGAUUGA